Molecule: messenger RNA, 4224 nt
Organism: Echinostoma caproni
Lineage: Eukaryota; Metazoa; Platyhelminthes; Trematoda; Plagiorchiida; Echinostomatidae
Source: the annotation of a GenBank genome assembly
AUGGCAUUAAAUUGUUUCAAAUUGAAAGAAGCCGAACUUGAACGCGUCGAAGAAAUUCAAGAAGGUUCACGUCCUACUGCUCGACUGGAUGCGCUUAGUAAACCCUCCUCGCAGUCUCCUUGCACGGAUGGGACUACUCCUCUCAACGACAGUGGAUCAACGAGGUUCGAUAAACCUCCUCGGAAGUCAGGAACCUACGAUAAUACACAGCGCUGUCGUUCAGCAAUAACCGGGCGCCAUCCAGGUUUUCACUCGUCCACCUUUUCUUCGUGUAUUUCGGCAAAAUCGGAAACAAAAGAAAGCACAUAUUCCGCAUUAGACAGUUCCAAAGGCGGUAAUUGUUUUCGUCAACCAUUACCAUCACAAACUGGUCAGAUCACGGAACUAGAUCCACCUAACGCUCAACUUUGUCAAUCACAUUUUACUCCACAAACCACUGGAACGAAAACCAAAGCCUUCGGUUGUCUCGUUCGUAGUCAAUCUGAUUCGACCUGUUUAUCCAUAAAAACACACAAAAGUUCUGCUACCACUGAGCUUAGAGCGAAAGUGGAUACGGGACGAAUAGGUGUCACGGAUAAUAAUCACCGACCUGACGACGUACCUUAUGAUUCUCUCUCUUCUAUUGCGGAUACCUCAACCCUUGAUCCACUUCACAGCAGUAGUUCCGAAUUAGACGCAUAUCCUGUCAGUGUAGAAAUUUUCCCGCACAAUGACCUAUCCCAUCGAUCCGGUUUCUAUGACCCCAUGAAUUCAUGUACAGAGUCUCCCAUUGAAUCGGAAAUUACCAAACCUUUUCGUCCAGUCCCUGCCACACGAACCUAUCAACUUGUGUGUCGGGAUGGUGUUCAGAGCUAUGAAGUUGUUACGUCCACUCACAUCCGUGAAUCCAGUUUGGGUUCGGAUUGUAAUACCCGUUUGUCUGAUGACUCUUGUGCUUCCCCCGUGCUAUCACAGAAAAAUCAUUCGGAAAUAUCAAAUGUUCUGACAGAUGUGAAACACGGACAACAUCGCUCCAGUCAGUCUUCCGGCACCGUGGACUCAAAAGUUCGAAGUGUUUGGCCGUCACAACGCCACGGUCCGACGGAAAGCACGGAAUAUACUUAUGCCUACGGGGACAGUAGUAAUAGCAGUUACGUGAGUAAUCGGCAGAAUUCCGGUGGUAGUAGUGACCUGACAACUCCUAGCAGUCCUCGUCGAAGUCCACGGCCUACCGCCACUGGUGAAUCAACACGGGUGGCCACCGCUGCAUCGGGUACGCAAGCUGUCAACCUGUACAAUCCACAUCAUGGUUACGUUCGCCAAGCCACUGUCGUACAAGCCCCAGCAAACGGUACGGUACCUUCCACGUGUGUCGUGGAAGGGGUAAGCAGCAGCAGUGGCAGUAGUACUGCCGCUUCAAAACGUGCCCAGUCUUAUUCCAGCCAACCUCCUCCACGCAAUUCACCCGAUCGAUUUGCUGUUCCUUCAGAUACUGGGUCUGAAAUGACCGUAAGCGAACUGCGAUCCAUCGCGGAGCGCCAACGACAACAACUGUCCCGACAAGCGCAUCAAAUUCAAUCCCGUGAAGAACGUCUGGCAUACCUUCGAGCAACGCAGGCCGGCAGAGAAAGCUCAGAUAAGGUUCCAUCUACCGGGUCGGAAUUGACGCACGAACAGGAGACGCGGCUGCAAAAGUUACGCAACUAUAGGGGUCAAACCGAACGAACCCGAUUGACCAACGAUAAUUUAGGCAAGACUGUUCAAGUGAUAUUAGUGAAGGAAAUUGACAACUUUGCCCGUCUUCUGUCGUCCAAUGAGCUCGAAUUAGAAGCCUGUCGCCGACGCAAAGAAGAAGCCCAACCGAAUAGCCCUGGUCAGCCUAACACUACAAAAGCCAAAGGGAAUGAGGCGGCCUCUGCUGAACUGGAACGUCCUGUAGACCUAUUAUCAUUUCAAUUCCCUUUCGCUUCGGAUCGGGAUAAAAAGCGGUGGCGUGAUGGCUUGAUGGAAGCGGACUAUUUGGAUCGACAAAUUGCUCUCGCUUUAAGUCAUAACGGACCGGUUCAACGUGGCCCAAUCUCCCCUGCUUCAACGGAGUAUGACGUGUCACGGAUGCCCAGUUCUCGGUCCUGUAAGUCGUCCACCACGAUUCCCGCAUCGACGGCUGCACACAGUGGGAAACCGAAUACCGGGCCUUCCCUCCCACCUGGGGAUCCUACCGGUAUGGCAUCUCAGCAGACCACCAGUUCCGGAUUCAGUUCUCUGCUUUCUCGCGCCAGCAGCCCACCCACCAGCCGGCGUACCUCCUUGAGAAUGCUGUUACAUGCCGCGAACUCCACCGGAGCUUAUUCCUCAAACAGCAAAACUCCGGGCGCGGCUUCUCAAACAGGAGGAGUCACCUUUUCUUUCCCAAGGCUUAAAGCACCACCUCGUUAUGCAUCGCGAGCUGUGAUUAACGAGACGUAUAUGCGUCGCAUUCGUCGUGAUAGAGUAGAGAACUACAAACGAACUGCCAAUGAGAUUUAUCGGGCCAAUGUCGAUCGCAUGGCGUCGAAACAACAACAAUUGAGCACUCCCACCACGACGGAGCCUCGCACAGAAUCCCGAUCAUCCUCUCAAGAUCAGAGCUCUUUAGGUUCGAUUGGCUCCACCAUAACCGCCUCCGAAGGUCAGGUGGGAUCAACAGACGAGGCUCAUCGCUUUCCUUCACAUGAGCCUGGAACAGUACAGCAGUCAUCGCCUUUGGAUUCUGUCACGUCAUCGUCAUCAUCCUCACUAGAAUUGGUGGGAAUCGAAUCGCCUGGAUUAAGCAUAGUGAAAGGCCCACAGCCGGGUUCAAGCUCAGUUGAUGAAGAGGCGAAACAUAGUCAAGCGGAGGUAGACAGCGGCUUGGGUGGUUCCGAUGAUACAGGUCCCUCUGAGAGAACUCAGGCUAGUGCGUCAAACGAACCACAGGACGCUAACGAUCACGCUUCGAAUGCAGUGGUGUAUGUAAUCGACGAUCUCCACGGACCGGAACUUAGCCAAACAACAACAUCGCAUAUCAAACCGAUUCUGCGAAAAUCUCCCAAAUCUCCAUCUGGGCACAGCAAGAAGGCCGGGGAUAGUGGGGCCGACGUCACAAGCGAUGCUACCGCUUCGUCUCAAUCAUCCCAGUGUCGAUCCAAUUCUGUUCGGUUUCAUCCACUUGCUCUUCUGUUGGAUGCAGCACUGGAAGGUGAUAUUGAUCUUGUGAAGAAAGCUGCCGCACAGGUGUCGGAUGUUUCUGAACCAAAUGACGAAGGGAUUACUGCGUUGCACAACGCGGUCUGCGCUGGUCGUAUGGAUAUUGCAGAAUUCCUCGUACGGACAGCGGGCGCAGAUGUGAACGCUGGCGAUACUGAUGGUUGGACUCCGUUGCAUUGUGCAGCUUCGUGUGCAAAUUUGCCACUUGCUAGACUUCUGGUCGAACAUGGAGCGUCGUUGCACGCACGCACUUUGUCGGAUCAGGAAACUCCUUUAGAAAAAUGUGAUCAGGGUGAUGAUGAGGCCGAGUGUGAAGAAUAUUUAUAUUUUCAACAAGAGCGACUGGGAUCAGCUGCAUCUGGCCGCGUGUACGUCCUGUUUCCACGUGGACUUGAAGCUGCGGGUCCGGGAUCUGCUGACGCUCACGUAGAACCGGACGAACUGUCCGUCCGGCCGAAUGAACCUCUGACCAUAAUUGAUCGUGAACCUCUGGGUGAAACCGAAUGGAUGCUGGCGGAAAAAGCCGAUGGAACCCGUGGCCUUAUUCCUCGUUCGCAUAUCUCGUGCUAUCCGCUAGUGCGCAUUCCACCGGCAAGUCUUCCAAUUCCACUACGUGCACCUAAACCCCGGCGAUUUGAAUGGUGGGAUGAUGAAGAUGUGGACGGGUCGGGUGAUGCAGGUGACGGAGAUGAAAAUGAUGAGGAUGCAGAAGCGGAGCCGGAGGAUGAGGAAGAAGACCUCACAGUUCCGGCGGAUAGAGCUUGUGGUUCAUCCGAGGACCCCAGAUCUCCGGUUCUAGUUGAGGUAGACACACCCCAACGGGAGACACCAGAUGUAGACCUGAUUCCUGAACCUGUCUCGAGCGGCACUAAUUCCACAGAACCGUCGCAUACCAAAUCUGGAAUGGCCGGUUCUGCUGCAGGUAUCACUAUCUCUUCCCGACUGACCAUUGAUCCAGUGGAAAAAUCGACAAAUGUAAGAUUUGCGGUUACCUCCGUUGUUGAAUCCAUUGUCAAAUGA